Molecule: messenger RNA, 1186 nt
Organism: Vicia villosa (hairy vetch)
Lineage: Eukaryota; Viridiplantae; Streptophyta; Magnoliopsida; Fabales; Fabaceae
Exons: 10
Coding region: 199-1035 (278 amino acids)
Biological process (GO): ribonucleotide metabolic process; RNA catabolic process
Cellular component (GO): nucleoplasm; ribonuclease H2 complex
Source: RefSeq, a predicted model, not a curated record
AAGGAGUGUGUCUGUGUCAGUGAGGACCCGUAUGAAGCGAGCCUAAAAAAAAACCCUUGGGCUUAUGCGAAUUGGAGUUGAUUGAGAGUACCGCGCUCUAACCAUUCGUUUUUUGGCGCUUCUUUUUGGCGACUUUUCUUCUUUACAGUCACCGGCGAGAAAGGAAGAAACGGCGACUGAUAAUAAACCGAUCUAUCUAUGACUUGGUGGGAAGGCGUUCAAGAAUCCCGCGUUCUCGUUGCCCCUGAUCCUGGUACCGAUGGAAAUGGUUCUGGACAAAUGAUAUCGCUUCGUCAUCCCAAAUCUGGAAAUGCAACGCAAUAUCUAUUUGUAAAUGGAAUGCUACAAGAAUUUCAAUGGUUUAAGAACUUGUAUGGGUCUUGGUUUUUGGGAGAUUAUACAAGUGAAGAUGGUCGACUGUAUUUAUCCACGCCUGUUGAUCCUGUUUUCAUCAUGCUGCCCAUAUUUGAGGAAGCUAGAAUGAAGAAAGGCGACGAUCUUGGCAAGUUCAGGCAAUUGGAUGAGAUAUUGUUUAUUGAUGGGUAUCCAGGAUAUCAGCAGUUAAUGGCGCUUGUGGAGAACUGUAUGCAAGUAGUUUGUGAAGUCAAAGAAGUUGGAUCCUUAAAAUUCUUUAGACUCGAUGACACAAUGGUUCUGCGUUGGCUUUGCUAUAAGGUCUGUCAGCUGAAACAGACACUGCCCAAGUUAGACAAAAACUACGCCGUUCAAUCAGAGAAAGACACUUUGGUUGAUGCGGUUUCAAUAUUAGGAGAGUAUUUAAAUGAAGAGCACUGGUUGCAGCCUUUGUGUAACCAUCUUAAGUUAAAUAUACUUGAGGUGACAGGAAAAUUACAACAAGCAAAUGCCGAGGAAAGUAAUCCCGGUUUGUAUAAUGAUGUAUUCCAGGAGGAACAGAAUAAUGACAAGAAGGCUACAGUUGUGAAGAAGGGUAGACAAGCAAAGAAAAUAAAACUUGAGACAGAAUCACAUAACAUCAGAGAUAUGUUUUCCAGGGCCUCCAGGAAGAAAAACUAAACGAUUCCAAUGAAACUGGUGAAAAUUGAAAUAGGUCAUUGUCAUUUUGUAUCAUUUUCUACAAGUAGUAUGUAACAUCAUGAAAUUUAUUUUAUCAUCUCUUAUUUUACUUUUCGUUCAUAUUUUGAUAAAGAAUUACUUUUCUACCUUU